AUGACGACUGCACUGGCGGACCACGUGCUGCUCCUGGGCUCGAGCCAGGGGAACGAGCUGCUCGUCGCUGAUGCGUCUACUGGCGGGCAACUCUAUUGCUUCAAAAACUGUCGCUCGGCGCUCAAUGGAGUCCACCCAGUGCCGCGCACGGACCACUUGGUGGUAGUGCAGGAAGGCAAGUUGGCGCUCAACCUCUGGAACUGGGGCAAGGACAUGCCCGUGUGGAAGUGUCAUGUGGCCGAGAAGAUGGGUCCAAUCACGUCUUCAAGUUGCGGCAACUUCCUCUUCGCCGGUGCUGAGUCAGGCAAAAUUUACGUCUGGGACGUCAAGACUGGCGAGCUGGUGACGGUAUUCGACGCGCACUACAAGCGCGUGUCGGCUUUGGCACUUACGUCGGAUGAUUCGCACUUAGUCACAGCAGGUGAAGACGCUUUGGUGCAUGUAUGGAGACUCGUGGACUUGCUAGACGAACCAGACGCAGCUUCGAGCUUCCAACAAGGUGUCACACCCGUGGUGAGCUUCACAGACCACGUGCUACCCGUCACGUCGCUGCAUGUGGGUCUAGGCGGUGUGAAUGCCCGCAUCUACACCUCCUCUCUGGAUCGUACGUGCAAGAUCUGGUCGCUCAAUUCGCCUCAGUGCCUGUACAGCGUCUCCUGUCCGUCGUACGUCAACGUGUGCAUUGCUGACCCCAUGGAGCAGCGGCUAUUCAUGGGCUGUGGCAAUGGACACAUCUACGCACUGGACUUGAAUGCUGCUGCCACAUCCGUCACAGCAGCGACGGCACGUGUGGCUAAUGCUUCGACAGGAUCUUCGUCUACCAACGCUGCUCCUUGGGGUCCCGAGGCGCUGCUGCCGGAUUCGUUCGAGGGUCAUGAAAGCAGUGUCACUACACUGCAGAUCCACGCCAGUGGGGCCUUCUUAAUGUCAGGAGACGAGAGCGGGGCUGUGCAUGUGUGGGACAGCAUCAGUCGCCAGUCACUACGCAACAUCAAGUUGUUCAAGGGCAAAGUCACAGCGCUGGUUUUGCUUCCUAGACCACGACACCUUUUCCGUCAGGCGAAGACAGCAUUCAAUAUGGAGAGCGAAGACUUGGACGACAUGUUGGCCACACCCCUACCAGUCGCCCCGCUCAAGAAAUAUAUGAACGCCACCGACAACUAG
This is a messenger RNA of Phytophthora infestans T30-4, 1164 nucleotides long. RefSeq names its product WD domain-containing protein, putative. Gene Ontology annotation, molecular function: protein binding. The transcript has a single exon. NCBI's taxonomy places the organism in Eukaryota, Oomycota, Peronosporomycetes, Peronosporales, Peronosporaceae. Gene Ontology annotation, biological process: DNA-templated DNA replication; rRNA processing. Gene Ontology annotation, cellular component: nuclear pre-replicative complex. The record is from RefSeq and is a predicted model, not a curated record. Bases 1 to 1164 code for a protein of 387 amino acids.